This is a messenger RNA of Myotis davidii, 2269 nucleotides long. It is a transcript of the gene CEP72, whose product is annotated as centrosomal protein 72kDa. Gene Ontology annotation, molecular function: protein binding. NCBI's taxonomy places the organism in Eukaryota, Metazoa, Chordata, Mammalia, Chiroptera, Vespertilionidae. Gene Ontology annotation, biological process: regulation of protein localization to centrosome; spindle organization; centriole replication. The transcript has 11 exons. Gene Ontology annotation, cellular component: centriolar satellite. The record is from RefSeq and is a predicted model, not a curated record. The coding region runs from base 21 to 1901 and encodes 626 amino acids.
UUAUUUUCAAUUAAAAAAUAAUGUUAAAAUCUCACAAUUUUCUUUUCUUAGCUGAACUUCAAUCAUUAUCUAUUCCUGGAACUUACCAAGAAAAGAUUACUCACCUAGGAAAUUCUUUGAUGAGUUUAACAGGUCUAAAAUCUUUAGAUCUCUCACGCAACUCCUUGGUUAGUCUGGAGGGCAUUCAGUACCUGGUUGCAUUGGAAAGCCUCAAUCUCUACUACAACUGCAUUUCCUCGCUAGCAGAAGUGUUCCGGCUCCACUGCUUGACUGAGCUCAAGGACGUGGACUUCCGACUGAACCCAGUGGUGAAGAAUGAGUCUGAUUACCGCCUCUUUGUUGUGCACAUGCUCCCGAAGCUCAGGCAGCUGGAUGACCGUCCCGUGAGAGAGAGCGAGCGGAAAGCAUCCCAGUUGCAUUUUGCUUCAGAGGAAUCACUCGACUCCACACAAAGCUUUCCAGCUGUUUGCAGAGUUGGAAGGCAGCACCGCUCCAGAGUUAAGUGCCCUGACCCCUCAGCCAAGAAGAGCUUAGUCAUGGAUGCGGAUGACGAGGCCGUCCUGAACCUCAUUGCCGAGUGUGAGUGGGACUUGAGCAACCCUCCUAGGAGUACAAGUUCCAGCCAGAAGGAGCAAGAGGAUGACUUCCAUAGUUCCCAAGAAUCCAGACAUCUAUUGAGUCCUCACUUAGUCCAGCACCAGUGUGGGGACUCCAUAAAGAAGGGCCACGAGAAGAGAAAAAGCAGCUCCAGAGGAUGUUGUCCAGAAAAGAGGCUUCAGAACCAGUACUGUGGAGAGCUCCCACCCCAGCAGGGAGACCAGCCCGAGGCCUGCUGCUCCUUCGGACAUCAUGUGCACUUCCUCCCUCACCCAGACUGCAUAGACGUUGAGAACUCAACCUCCACUUCUCAGACAACUAGUUUGUCAACACAAAAGGUGUUAAAUCCUUUGCCUGGUCUUGAAAAGUACAGGAAGCGGAGAAUGCCUGGAGGGAGAUUCCAGGCGCCUGCAGACCAGGAAUGUCUCAGCUGCCUGGAGGAUAGUCUGAGCAGGCAGAACGGCUCUGAGAGCAGGAGCGAGAGGACCCAGAGCAGGAGCGAGAGGACCUGUUCUCAGCUGGAAGCGUCUGAGUCUGAAGAGCAGAGGCCCCACAGCACGAGUGGUGCCAGGGAGGUGUCUCCCAAACUCCUCUCAGCUGUGCCACCUGGGAAGGCCACCAUGGGGGUGGCGCUCCUAGAAUCACUCCUCGACCUGGUGGACAGGCACUGGAGUGGCUGCAAGUCCCUGCAUAGCAACGAGGUGUUCUUGGCUCAGGCAAGACAUGUUUUGUCAUCUGUUCAAGAUUUUACAGCAACUCAGGACAGUUCAACUACGAGUGAAGAAAUUAACUACCUGACUCUUGAAAAUAAAUCUUUACAAAGUCACCUUGUUGAACAACAGCAGCAAUAUAAUGAGAAGAUGAGUGAGGUUGUGUCAGAGCUCAAUAAUACUCGGAAAGAGAUGGAUGACUUGAGGCAACAUUUAGACAGAUCUUUGGAGGAGAAUAGUAGCUUAAAGUCGCUCUUGUGCAGCAUGAAAAGAGAAGUGAAAAAUGCAGAUGCUUCAGCUGCGUUAAACUUGCAGAUCACUGGGCUUCAAACGAAUGUGAAGAGGCUCUCGGGUGAAAUUGUGGAGUUGAAGCAGCACCUUGAACAUUACGACAAGGUCCAGGAGCUCACGCAGAUGCUGCAGGAGAGCCACAGUUCCCUGGUCAGCACCAAUGAGCACCUCCUGCAGGAGCUGGGCCAGGUGCGGGCUCAGCACAGGGCCGAGGUGGAGCAGCUACACUGGAGCUACAAGGAGCUCAAGAAGACCAUGGCCCUGUUCCCAGUCGGCAGCACCCGCCUCAGUGGCUGCUCCUAAACCUGACCGUCCUAGUUGUGUGGCGAGCACAUGCGUUUUCUUUACCUGAUGUAGUAGUUGAUGAGAGUUGUUUCUUCUGUUUGCAGUUAUCUUGUGAUUUCUGAAAUGUAAUCAGGGCCCACAGUUCAGUUUGCUAAGACGUUCUAAAAAGACAGGAUUAAUCCAGGCCCUUCACAUGUUUUGAGACAAAAUACUGACAUAUUUUAAGACAAACUGUUUGUUAAUUUUUCAUCAAAUGUCUUAAGAUAAAAAAAAAUCUUGUGUUUUUCUGCCUAAUGUAAAAGAGAACUAUGUAUGAUGAUUAAAGAAAAUAAUUUAUUGUAUAAUAAGCAGUUCUUAUUUAAUAAAUGAAUACAUUGUUCUAAAAA